This is a messenger RNA of Daphnia carinata, 5677 nucleotides long. RefSeq names its product zinc finger and SCAN domain-containing protein 21-like. Bases 292 to 2355 code for a protein of 687 amino acids. Gene Ontology annotation, biological process: regulation of transcription by RNA polymerase II. Gene Ontology annotation, molecular function: chromatin insulator sequence binding. NCBI's taxonomy places the organism in Eukaryota, Metazoa, Arthropoda, Branchiopoda, Diplostraca, Daphniidae. The record is from RefSeq and is a predicted model, not a curated record. The transcript has 2 exons. Gene Ontology annotation, cellular component: chromosome.
ACGGCAACAUCUCUCUCCCUGUCUCUCCCUCUCUAGUCUCAUUCUCUUUCUCCUUCUGACUCUGUUUCUUCUUUCCCUGUCCAAACAGUACUUCGUUAUCGAAGAAUUUUACGAGACCCUUACGCAACGUUCAAUCCCAACGACAGUGGGGAGAAAAUUCCGUUAACCUGUUUCUCUUUAAAAAAAAAAAAACAAAAAAAAAAAAUCGAGUUGAAAACAAAGUUGGCGAUUUGUGUGUGCGGCCAGUAGAAAAACAGACGAACGACGACCGACGCACAAAAGAGACGAGAAAUGCCUCGCUGUUUCAUGCCGAAAAAGCAGCUGAAAAACCGACAAGGAUUGACGGAAAGAGCGACCGGACGUCGGUCUCCCAGUCCGUGCGUCGAUCUUCCGCCGCCGCCACCACCACCGCCGCUAUUGUCGCCACCACCAGCAUCGCUAGAGCGCGAGACCAACGGCGAUGAUGAACAAGAGACCAGCAACGUCACUACUAAAUCGGCAUCCAAUGUUUACCGUCCGCCGACGCCCGUCAAUCAUACCGGUUUCGGUGUUGAAGUCGGAUCGGUACGCAUCACAGCGUUGACCGCCGUGAAGGGCGAACCGAUGCCAGCCCGCGAAAGCGUCAUCCAUCGAGCGGUUCGCUUCGAUAGCGACGUCGAAGAAGCCACUACCGGUCUCUUGCAAUUGGCCCGGCGUACCGAUACACCCGAAUCGGGUAUCGGAAGUUGCAGCGAGGAGGAGAACUGCUACCGUCAUCACCUUGUUCACCAUCCGCACACGACGACGCCAACGACAAAUCAGCCGCCGGAAGAAACGAAUCGACCAUUGACGCCCGUCCAGCCACCAUCAAGUCCGGUAAGCCCAACAAGUCCGAACGAAGUUGUCACUAGUCCAACCAUCCGCCAGCAUCCGGUUAACCUGCACCAUCACCUGCCGCACAUUCACCACCAUCACCAUCCAAUUUAUCCGGUGGGCGAGAAACGUUACGAUCCUAACGAAUGGUACCCUCCUGUAACCAUCGAACCUGUCCAACCACCGGCCAUGCCCAUUCCCAUUUCUCACGUCUGGGAAAGAGAACGACCGGCUGACCUUUAUCGGCCGUAUUCAACGAGCGUUGAAGUGCAGCGGAGAGUCCAGCCGUUCGCGAGCGAAUUGUCCAGUUAUCAUCACUUGCAUCACCAUCAUCUCCAUCACCACCAGUUGUCGCCACAGCAGCAGGUGAGCGGAGUGAUGAUGGAUAGAGAGCCGCAAGAUUUGAGCACCGCCCACGCCAUCCUGGACUUAAGCACGGCACACAUCCGUUCCAGUCAGCAACAGCUGCAUCAUCAUCAUCACCAAGACGAAGAAGAAUCUGAGAGUCCGAUGGAAAUCACGCCGGACAGUUCCAAAACACCACCUCCAUCUCCGGCCACAAUGACGCUGGCAGAUCCUAGUCCGAUCCCUCCAGCUCUCGAGAACGAUUCGACGUCCAGUUCUUCCCACUGCAGCAGCAGCAGCAUGAACAGUUCCAUUGGCGGAGCAAGUACAGAAUCCAACGGCCACACACGGGUGAACAGCAGCAGCAGCAAAUCGACGACCAGUAAAACAGUGGCCUACACUUACGAAGCGUUCUUCGUUAGCGAUGGACGUUCUAAGAGGAGGAACAAUCCUUCAGGUCAGCAACAGGGAUCGGGCGGAAGCAACAGCAGCAAAAGCGGAGGCAACAGUAGCGACAGUGGCAUCAAUCUAGAGACGGGCGCUAAGCAUUUAGCCAGGGCCGUCUCGUCGGCUGAGAAACACGGAAGCACUCCUUCAUCUCCUACACCCAAUCCAUCUUCACGCUCCGGCCGCUACGUCUGCGGCGAAUGCGGCAAAGCCUACGCAACAUCGUCCAACUUGUCGCGUCACAAGCAGACUCACAGGAGCUUGGAAUCGGGUUGCGCUCGAACGUGCCCGACCUGCGGCAAAGCUUACGUUUCAAUGCCAGCGCUGUCGAUGCACCUUUUGACGCACGCCCUGUCACAUGUUUGCCCAGUCUGCUCUAAGGCCUUCUCUCGGCCUUGGCUCUUGCAGGGUCACAUGCGCUCGCACACUGGCGAGAAACCCUACGGCUGCGCUCACUGCGGCAAGGCUUUCGCAGACAGGUCUAACUUGCGUGCCCACAUGCAGACCCACUCGGCCACCAAGUCGCAUCAUUGCGGCAAGUGCCACAAAGCCUUUGCUCUCAAGUCCUACCUCAACAAGCACCUGGAGUCAUCCUGUUUUCGCGAUAGUCCCACACCUAGUCAUUCCGAGUCGUCGUGCGACAGCAUGGGUGCCGAUUCUCACAUGAUGUCUAUCGACACCAAAGUCACCAAUGCCGUACCAGUCACGUGAAAAUACUCGUUAGUUUAAUUUUUAAUACGUUGGCAAUAACUUAUUUUAUGCCUCUCUAUCCUCGUUUGGUGUGUGUGUUGAGUUCCCCUAUGUAAAUAUAGCGAGACAGAUAGGUGUAGCAGACAGAAAGUUUUCUGAAACGUUUAACCCUGAAAGUAAGACAAAGGGGGACUUGUCUAGAGAACGUCUACAUUAUAUAGAUAGAAGGUAAUUAGUAAUAAGCACUGAAUUUUCAACCAAAACAUCUCUGUUCCCUUUCGUGCACUCGAUAGGGAAAGUUCUUUUUCUUCUUUUCAAUUUUUCUUUUCUUUCCGUCGAAAGAGAAAAACGACAUCCAUCUGAAACAUUCCUCUUGUAUACACUCCUAAGUCGAUUAUCUCAUUGCAAGACGAUUAUGGUGAUGCUAGUCCUCACUUUUCAUUCAUUAUUAGCUUAUCGGGUUGAUGAAAUUGUCCAACGGGAAUCUUCUUCUUGCUCUUCCUUUCUUCCACCUUCUUCCACCUUUUUUCUUCGCUCCGUCUCUUUCUUUUCUAUCUCUCCCACACUUUUUUUCUGUUGUGGAUAUGAUCGAUUCUCCCUUUUUUUCGGAGGGCUGCCAUGUUUUUUUUUCCUCUUUUUUUUUCGUUUUGCAUAUUAAAAAAAGAAACAGGAUGCAGCGUUUCUCGAGCAACGAACAAAACCUAGUCUCGAUGUUCCAAAAAGGCUAAAAAAAAAUGAUGAAAAUUGUUUACUACAAAAAAGAACGAUCGUCACGUAGACUUAAUAAUGUCGAAAAAUUGAAAUGCGUUCAACAUCGGGACUCGAGUUUAUUUUAUACCGCGAAAUGUUUUCUUUUCUUCUCGCGUAACAACUGUCCUCCUAGUCCACUAUUUCCCAUUUUCUAAAGGCCCCCACAUUCCCCUCGAUGCAUAUAUAAUAACUUAUCAAUAUUGUGCCGUUAUCCUAUUGACAUAGAGUUAACCAAAAGAGACCUGUGUAAACCAAAUAAGAAGACGAUCAAGACCUUAUUCCAUCCGUUCAGGGCUCGUCGUCCCCUCGUUUGUUAGAUUUAAAAAUUCAUUUUGCAACCCCAACAAGCAAUUUUAAUUCUGGUCAGUUGUUUCCUAGAAAAAGAGACAAGUCAAACCUCACUAAAUAAUUAAUACUAGAAUGCGUUUUGUAACAAACACAACAGUCAGCUGGGCAGCGUGCUCACAUGUCGUUCAUAUGCGAAUCAAAUCAGAAAUCCUCCCCUCCAAAUGAUUAUUUAUUUAUGCGCUAUGAUAAAAAUAACGAAUAUAAUUAACAUGAUAUAUUAAAUGAAAUCUUUUUUUUUUUUUUUGCAAAUAGCGGGUCGAGAUAAGUAUCCAUAUAUUAAACCUUUAUAACACAUAUUAGACUAUCUAUUUUGUUUUCGGCCUUUUUUUGCGUGUCCGUUGCGUGAGUGUACUUCCUAGUCAGGGAAAAUAAGAUUUACCUAUUUUGCGGCUCUUUGUCUACUUAAAACCGACUGCGCAACCAACACGCAUCAUCUCCUAAAGUAUUACGUCAAACAGAAUGCGCGAGUAAAGAACAGAGAACUCGAUUUCGAGUGACAUGUUUUGUCCCCGCUUUCUUGUGUUGUUCUAUAACUCCGCAGGGAUUGAGUUUGGUUGAUUGCCAGUUUGUGCAUACAGCGCGCAAUAAUUUUACUCUCCCCACACAUUGUUUAUUUUGUCGACAGUCAAUAAUUAUACUUGUCCUCUAUGCCCUUCCCUCCUAUCCCCCCCCCCCAUUUUUGUUCUUCUUGUGUCUUGUUCUUCCUACUCCAUUCAAUGGCAAUAAUGAAAACCAUUGGUGUAAUGGAAAGCUAGUCGUACCAAAGAUACAUGCUGGCAGCUAUAUUCUUUUAUGUCUUUCUGUCCUUCUUAAAUGUUUACGACGCGUCCUGUCUGUGACGCGUCUAGCGGACGAGUCUCAUCAUCUCGUGUCUCAUUUGAAUCGAUCUGCAUGCAAUACCUCCUCUAAUGGUGAUCCAGUUUGAUCUCUCUUUUGUGCUUCAUUCGUAAUGAAAUUAUCUCCUGUUGCUGGAAUCGCUUGUCACGUCUUUCCCUCCCCUUCCAAUUAAAAACAAAAACAAUUCAGCUUUCAAAACCGAUCUCUCGUGGGUACGUUUCUCGUAAACCCCUCACCAACUGUCAGAGCCACACAUUUAUUGAAAAAUCGUGCGUGUGUGCAGUUCGUAUCAUGUGAUGAAAUUACUGUUGUACUUUCGCUGUCCUCUUCAAUUCGAUUUCAAUUGCGCAUGUUUGUCCGUUGAUGAAAAUAUGUUGUCUAUGACUUUUGAAUUCGCUCUUCAUUUGGCGCAAUGGAUUUCAGCUCCUUUCUUUUUUCUUUCAAUGUUAUACUUUAAUUCGGUUACAAGCUGAAAUCUAUAAUACAGUCGCCGGGAGCCAUUCGAACAGCAAUAAUACUUUGGUAGUGUAGGGAUUCAACCGGAAUGGGCCAGCCACCCCCCCAAAAAAAACAAGAUUAGAAAGAAAAGAAAAAUGUAAUGAAACAAAUGUGCUGGCCUGAUGAUGGGAAUACCCCUUUUUUUUAGAAACGAUAAACACUUGAACGAAAUAAAAAUAAUUGUGUGCAAAUACCUAAAAUUGCGAUAUACUCUGAAUGCAAAAAAAGAAAACGAAUAAACUAAAAAGACCUAUCGAAUAUGGUCAAAACCACACUUUUGGUUCAUAUGCAUGGCGUAGUGUCUGCUGAACGCCCCAAUAUCAAUGGCCUAGCAAAACCUUUUUGCUUUUUAUUUUUGGUUCUCUGUUUGGCCAGAGCUAUGCGGAAGCGUUUCUUAAAAGGCCUAUGCCGACCUUUUCUCUAAUCACUUGAACGAGUCGUCUUUUAGAAUAUUUUGAACUCUUUAACCCUCGUGUGACAUUGUCUCCCAUUUCAUGCUGUUUCAUCGAACGCCCUUUUUACUUUUGAUUUCAUGGAAUUAUGUGCGUAUAACUCUGCCGCCUGCAAUCUUUCAUCCUCUGCCCGACUUUUGUUGGCCUAUUAUUCUGACUUGUUUUGGUUCCACGUCAUCACGACUUUGCGUAACCCGCCGAUUCAUACAACACCCUCCCCACAGGAUCGCAUUUGUUUUUCUUCGUUCAUUAUUUUCGAUUCUUGUUUUUGUAUGCGGAUUUGUUUGAGUCACGGAAACAUCGCACAUUCCACAUCGAUCGUACUGUUCAUUCCAAGAAAGACACUUUUCAAAAUAAAUCGAAGAAAAUCGAAGAAUCCCAAUUCAUUUUGUCGUGCUGUGUACAUAUGAAAACAUUGUCAGUUUGAAGUACUAUUAUUAUACAUAAUGCUCAAAUUA